CUUGCGCAAGAAAACCAGCACAAAGUUUCAGAACUGAAGGCUCGCGACGAGGAGAUGGCCGCGCUUCGCCAGGACGUGUCGCGCCUGAUGAAGCUGCGCGACAGCCUGCAGCGCAAGCUGCGUACCACCGAGGAGCAGAAGGCGGGCGUGCAGGCUGACCAGGAGGCCGUCACGGUCGCGCUGCACCGGCUGGAGCGCGACCUGGAGACCAACGCCCGCCAGAUGGAGGCCGACAAGAAGGCCAUGGAUGACCUGCGGUACGAGCGUGAACUGCUCAAGAAGGGUCUGCUCAAAGCGCAAGGACAGCAGCUUAUUCUGUUCAGCCGGAUAACCCGUUGA
Molecule: messenger RNA, 339 nt
Organism: Pollicipes pollicipes
Lineage: Eukaryota; Metazoa; Arthropoda; Thecostraca; Pollicipedomorpha; Pollicipedidae
Product: cilia- and flagella-associated protein 58-like
Exons: 3
Coding region: 55-339 (94 amino acids)
Source: RefSeq, a predicted model, not a curated record